Messenger RNA from Pseudoliparis swirei, 2237 nucleotides. RefSeq names its product tripartite motif-containing protein 16-like. NCBI's taxonomy places the organism in Eukaryota, Metazoa, Chordata, Actinopteri, Perciformes, Liparidae. The record is from RefSeq and is a predicted model, not a curated record. The transcript has a single exon. Gene Ontology annotation, molecular function: protein binding. Bases 728 to 1882 code for a protein of 384 amino acids.
ACCGGACUGUAAACAAUGAGCAGAGGGGAAAAGGAAGUCUUGACCCGGAUAUCUGCUGACUGCAGACCAAAGAAAUCCGUCCCGUUGCCCCCGGAGGCUGAAACGCUGUCAGAAUGACCGCUGACGGGCUCCGUGGUUCGGGACAGCCCGACUAUAAAGAUAACGUAGCUUCAUGUAUCAGACAACCUGCUUCACUCAUUUGUCUUUUAUGGGAAAAAUGAGACUUAAAUCCUGUUCCCUCUUCUACGAUAUCUAUAACUUCUAUCGUCGAGCGUUAUAUUUAGAGAGAUAUGUGAGCCAGAAUGUCUCGCGGCAUUCAGCCACACAACACAACAAUCAGCUCUCAGCAACAAAAAUGGAGACGAAAUGAGUUCAAGAGUUCAAACACAAGAGUUUGUUUUCAGAUUUUAACUGAGUAAAACUUUGGAAAUGAGGAAACAAAGUUUGCAUUGCCAGCGCUGCUCUUCUUCCUGGAAUGAACCACAGCUUUAAAAACCCUCCCCUUCUUCUUCCUACUCUGCAAAAAGGAGAACCCCACAAUUUUCUUGUUCUCUCUCCUUCAGAUUUACAGUUUUACAGAUGGGUGUAAGUUAACCAAGAUGGCGGUGAAGUGCAGCAGCUGCCGGGCCCCGUUCACUGCAGAGACACAUGGUGUUAGAUCAGAGCUCAAAGCACAGUCGCUUCUGAGGAAGUGAAACUCAGACGGGCGUUGUCUUCGAGAGGUAACAUGGCGCAGAAAGGAGUUCGGCUGAUCAACAUUGUAUCUGUUCUCUGUUUUCUCUGCUUCAUGGAUUUUCAUAAAGGUUGCAACACAGUCUCAGCUGCAGCAGAAAGGCAGAGAGAGGUGGAGGGGAGUCCACUCAACAUCCAGCAGAGAAUCCAGGACAGAGAGAAAGACCUGAAGCUGCUCCAUCGGGAGGUGGAGGCCCUCAACCUCUCUGCUGAUGAAACAGUGGCGGCCAGUGAGAAGAUCUUCACUGAGCUGAUCCGCCUCAUGGAGAACAGAAGCUCUGAUGUGAGGCAGCAGGUCAGAUCCCAGCAGAGAACUGAAGUGAGUCGAGUCAAAGUGCUUCAGGAGAAGCUGGAGCAGGAGAUCGCUGAGCUGAAGCUGCUCUCACACACAAAGGAUCCACACGACUCCCCCUCGCUGUCACCACUCAGUGAGUCUAUAUCCAGCUUCAUCAUCCGUCCUCUGAGAUACUUUGAGGACGUGACGGCGGCUGUGUCAGAAGUCAGAGAUAAGCUACAGGACGUCCUGAGAGAGAAAUGGACAGACGUCUCACUGACGGUGACUGAAGUGGAUGUUUUACUGUCGCAACCAGAGCCCAAGACCAGAGCUGGGUUCUUAAGGUAUUCACAGGAAAUCACUCUGGAUCCAAACACAGCACAUACACGACUGUUAUUAUCUGAUGGGAACAGAAAAGCAACAUUAAUGGGUGAACAGUAUUAUCUUAGUCACCCAGACAGAUUCACUGAUUUUAAUCAGGUCCUGAGUCGAGACAGUCUGACUGAACGUUGUUACUGGGAGGUGGAGAAGACUGGUGGAGGAGGAUUUUUCAUAGCAGUCGCAUACAAGGCCAUCAGCAGAAGAGGGGACGGGGAUGAAUGUGGAUUUGGACUCAAUGAUAAAUCUUGGGUGUUCGAUUUUGAACCUAUUGGUUAUAGCUUCUUGUACAACACUGACCAAACUCUCGUCUCUGGUCCCCAGUCCUCCAGAGUCGGAGUGUACUUGGAUCACAGAGCAGGUAUUCUGUCCUUCUACAGCAUCUCUGAAACCAUGACUCUCCUCCACAGAGUCCAGACCACAUUCACUCAGCCUCUCUACGCUGGACUAUCAUUUUAUCUUUAUGGAUCCACUGCUGAGUUCUGUAAUCUAAAAUAGACAGAAGUCAUUUUAGGGUUAAACUCUGAGUUUGAACUCUUGAACUCAUUUAGUCUCCAUGUGUGUCGCUGAUAGCUGACUGUUGUGUUGUUUCUUCAGUGCACAGAGAUCAGCUGUCAGUCAAACGUUGUGGGCGGUACUUUGACCUCUUGCCAUUAUUGUUCUGUAAACGUCUGACUUCCUGUAGGUGGCGCUCUUUCCUUUGUCUGUUUAUCCAUGGAGGCGCUCACUGCUCAUGACGUUUGUUUUCCUGAACUAACUUUUCUCUGCAUGAACAUUUAAACUUGAUCAUUGAACUGAUGGGAUGUAAAACAAAAUUAAUGUUUACAUGAUGAUUAAACAAACAUGAACAAAG